UCAAAGCAAUGCCAAAAUCUCAAAGAGACACCUUGGAGCUUCACUGCGUCACCAAAUAAGCACUGUCCAAUAUUUAACCCAUCUCUCUGUAUAUAUAUAUAUAAACCACAAAUAGUCCCUUCAGCUCGAUCCCCCUCUUGAAUCAAACCAUCUCUCUGUCUGUCUGUCAAUCUCUAUCAAUCACACACAACACGAACACGCAUUGAUUUUGGAUGGAUGAAAAGUGGAAGUUAUCCAAGAGCUCAUCGUCAAAGUCUCCAUUUUUCUCUCGUAGUUUCUCAACAAAGAGCGUCUCAUCGAAGGAUCCUCUGUUGCGAAGUUCUUCCCUCAAGAGCUCUGUUUCUUCGUCCAAGUCUGCUCUUCCCAGAAGUUAUUCACAAAAGGGAUCUUCAAUCAGCCGCAAGUGUAGUAGCCUUGCUAAGGAACAGAAAGCAAGGUUUUAUAUCAUGAGAAGAUGUGUUGCCAUGCUUGUUUGCUGGCGCAAGCAUGGCGACUCUUGAUUCUUGAUAAAUAACAGAUUUUCUUACUUUUUUGCUCUUCUUUUUCUUGGUUCUUAUGGGUUUGGCUUGAAUCCACGAAAUAUUGUGCAAUCAGAUCAAGAAUAGAUUCACAGGCUCAAAGUUUUGUUCUUCUUCUCCGUUUCUGGAGCCAAUGUAAUUAAAAUGGG
Molecule: messenger RNA, 667 nt
Organism: Tripterygium wilfordii
Lineage: Eukaryota; Viridiplantae; Streptophyta; Magnoliopsida; Celastrales; Celastraceae
Exons: 1
Coding region: 213-500 (95 amino acids)
Biological process (GO): negative regulation of cell population proliferation
Source: RefSeq, a predicted model, not a curated record